AUGGUUUUCUUGCACAAAAAGGGAAUCUGUUCUAUUGCAUUGAUAUCGAGAGAGCUGCUCACAGACUCGUCACCGGCAAAUGCACCGAGAGGCCGCCUGAGCCUCCGCCUCUUAGGCUUCCUCGCCGGCGCCUCCUGCCGAGAAGAAAUGAAGGGCCCGCUCGGGGCUGCUGGAGAGGGGUGGAGGGGUGUGGUCGCAGGCGCAGCAUAUUCGUAUUCAGACCGGCGGCCGGCGAUGAGGAGAUCGGCGGGAGGAAGUGCUUGCGGACAUUCUAAUCGUCGAAUUUUCGCUAGAGACCUACUGCGUCGCGGUGGAUGCGUGGCGGAGGCGCGGUGGAGACACGGCGGCAGCACGCCUGCUGGUGAAGAUGAUGGUGAGAAGUGUGCUGAGUGUGUGUAA
This is a messenger RNA of Striga asiatica, 399 nucleotides long. The record is from the annotation of a GenBank genome assembly. NCBI's taxonomy places the organism in Eukaryota, Viridiplantae, Streptophyta, Magnoliopsida, Lamiales, Orobanchaceae.